Molecule: messenger RNA, 2106 nt
Organism: Camellia sinensis
Lineage: Eukaryota; Viridiplantae; Streptophyta; Magnoliopsida; Ericales; Theaceae
Product: putative receptor-like protein kinase At1g11050
Biological process (GO): protein phosphorylation
Molecular function (GO): protein kinase activity; ATP binding
Source: RefSeq, a predicted model, not a curated record
UUUCAUUUUCAUUUGUUUGUGCUCUCUCUUUCUUCAUGUUUUUAUUUAUGGGCAAGCAUAUGCAGCGGAAAUGAAAACAAGAUAUCAGUGGUUGAUAUCAGUGGGCAAGCUAUUCUUCUUGUUCUUUACAUCAUUUUUCGUUCACACCAUCUCGGUUACAGCUCCAGGUUGUGAGUUAAAUUUCACAACAUUUCCAUACCAACCAACCGGGGAAUGCAUCGGCCACCAAAAAAAGAUCAAUUAUUGGGACAGUUUCGGAACAACUCUUUGCUGUCGAGACCCCCUCACCGAGUUGUCACUGGCAUUAGCCAGACAAGCAAAACUUAGCAAUCAAGGCAACAACAACAGCAUCUUCAUCGACCAAAAUCAAUGGGUUAAUUGCACCAAUUCCUUUUUGCAACAACCGUCUGUUUGGGAGCUAUCGUGUGGCUUUGAUCAACUCUUCUAUGGAAGUAGUCAAUGUUCUACACUUAAUUUGUCUGCUAUUUCGCAAUUACAGAUAUAUGGAGAAGCCUUGGGAAAUUGUAGUCAAUUCAACUCUUCGGCGUUUUCUCAGUCUUGCAAAAAUUGCUCUGCUUCGAUACUACUAUUGAGGGAUGAACUUUUGACUAUACUCCAAAUAAACAAAAACAAUACUGAGAAAGCCAUAUGCGUCAUGGCAGGUGUUACCUCUGUUGCUGCUGGGAUAUUGGGUGAUCCGAAUCCCUCCUCGGUUGAUGAUUUCUAUAGUUGUUUGGAAGUUUUAGAAGCCUUGGAUCCUGGUUUCAUCAAAAUCAAAACUUCAACGGCACAAGCACUAUUAGCGUUCUUCAUAGCCAUAACUGGAAUGAUGUUUGUAGUAAUACUGAUCAAAUGUGUCACCAGGAAUCAAAAAAAUUAUUCUAAAUCUUUCCAAACCAAACAGAUUAAAACUUGGUCCAGUCUCUAUCGAUUCUCCAAGGCCGAGAUUGAGAAUGCGCUAAAUUUUAGCAGUGAAAAAGUAUUCCUAGGGCAAGGAAGCGCGGGGCAAGUUUAUAAAGGCAUUUUACCGAGUGGACAAGAAGUGGCGAUCAAGCAAAUAUAUAGGAGCAACACGUCCGAUUCAUUUACGCGCGAAGUCGAAAACCUUUCAAAAGUCCGGCAUCAAAACCUAGUUUGUCUAUUUGGUUGCUGCGUCGAGGAUGGCGAGCAGUACUUAGUCUAUGAAUUUUGUCCGAAUGGAAAUCUAGCUCAACACCUCCUAAGGAAAGAUACAGUGCUAACAUGGGGAAGAAGAGUAAAGAUUCUAAGGGACUGUGCACUUGCACUCAGAUAUCUGCAUCAUUAUAUAGAUGGAUGCAUUGUUCACAGAGACAUUAAGCUUACAAACAUACUAUUGAGUGAGAACUUGGAUCCAAAGCUAUCUGAUUUCGGGUUAGCGAGGAUGUUGAGCAUGGAGGAGAGCAAAGUGUUCACAGAUGUGAGGGGAACCAUAGGGUAUAUGGACCCAGAAUACAUGAGCAAUGCAAAGCUCACUUGUGCCAGUGAUAUCUACAGUUUUGGCAUUGUUGCUCUCCAACUUCUAUCUGGACAAAAAGUCAUUGAGCUUGAUCUUGAUGCCAGAGACCAACUUACAAGAAAGGCAAAGGAUGUAAGUAUAGGGAAGAGACCGUUGACAGAAUUUGAAGAUCCGAGGCUGAAUGGAAGUACAAACAGCGUGGAUUUCGAAUCACUUUUACAAAUAGCAGUGCUUUGUGUUGCCAAAUCCAGCAGAGGCCGUCCUACUAUAGAUGUCGUGUUUGAAGAGAUGGACAAGGCUUGGAAAAACAUUCAACUUUCUCUCAGAGCUAAGAACGAGAAGAAGUUAUCAGGAACACCGGGAUCCAGAUCAUCAGAACUCAAUCCAGUCUAAUAACACACACAUAUAUAUAUACACAGAGAGAGGAGGGUACUGGGAGUUUGAAGUUUAAAGACUUUGAGAAGAGUUUGGGGGUGCUUUGUUUAUAAAAGUCAAUUUAAUGGCUAAAAAGUAAAAUAUUCGUCUUAAUUAGAAAAAGGUAAAUUAUGUAAAUGGUCCUUGUAAUUUAUACGAUGUGUCAAUUUGGUUUUUGUUAUUUUAAUUUGCUCAAUUUUGCCCCUUAAAUUAAC